Molecule: messenger RNA, 3015 nt
Organism: Cheilinus undulatus (humphead wrasse)
Lineage: Eukaryota; Metazoa; Chordata; Actinopteri; Labriformes; Labridae
Product: short transient receptor potential channel 2-like
Exons: 14
Coding region: 1-3015 (1004 amino acids)
Biological process (GO): regulation of cytosolic calcium ion concentration; manganese ion transport; calcium ion transmembrane transport
Cellular component (GO): membrane; cation channel complex
Molecular function (GO): store-operated calcium channel activity; inositol 1,4,5 trisphosphate binding
Source: RefSeq, a predicted model, not a curated record
AUGGAGAACCUCACACCUGAACAAUGGCGCGAGAUCAUGAACAGAAAGAUGCGGUUCCCUCCGGAGCUCAUCGGUGCCAUUCAGGAGGGGAAAAUGAAGCUGCUCUCUGGGCUUUUAAAGACUGGUGACGGCAUCAUCCGACAGCUUGAUGAAUCAGAGGAUCGCCAGUGGAGGGAGGCCCUCAACCUUUCCAUCCGCAUUGGUAAUGACGACGCAAUGGACGCCCUCCUGCAGGGGGUCAAGUUUGACUUCAGGCAGAUUCACGAGGCCUUGCUUGUCGCUGUGGACACCAACCAGCCCAAAGUGGUGAAGCGUCUUCUGGACCGCCUGGAUCAGGAGAAAGGCAACAAAAUGGAUGUGCGCUCAUUCUCUCAAGCGAUUUUUGACCACUCUAUUGACAACUCCCAGUUUGCCCCUGGCGUGACUCCUCUGACGUUAGCAUGCCAGAAAGACUUGUAUGAUAUUGUCACCAUGCUUACCCAGAAAGGUCACGUCAUCCCAUGGCCUCACAAGAUAUCCUGCGCUUGCCUGGAGUGCCGUAACGGCCGGCAGUAUGACCUGCUCAAGUUCUCCUUGUCUCGCAUCAACACCUAUCGUGGCAUCGCCAGCCGUGCUUACCUGUCCAUCACUUCUGAUGACGCCAUGCUCCGGGCUUUCAGUCUCAGCAGAGAGCUGCGCAAGCUCUCACAGAAAGAGCCAGAGUUCAAGCCACAGUACCUGGCUCUAGAGCAGCUUUGUCAAGAGUUUGCUGUUGAGUUGCUGGGCAUGUGUCGCAACCAGAGCGAGGUCACCACCAUCCUGAACAGCUGCGGAGACGAGAGCCAGGAUGAGCAGGCCUUUGAGAAGGGAAUACCCAACCUGUCUCGUUUGCGGCUUGCUGUGAACUACAACCAGAAGCAGUUUGUGGCACACCCAAUCUGCCAGCAGGUGCUGUCAUCUAUCUGGUGUGGGAACCUGGCAGGUUGGAGAGGUAGCAGGACAGCCUGGAAGCUUCUAGUCUCUGUGGGGAUCUUCCUGACCAUGCCCCUCCUCUGCCUGGUUUACUGGAUUGCACCCAAGUCUAAGGUGGGAAAGAUACUGAAGAUUCCUGUGAUCAAGUUCCUCCUCCACUCAGCCUCCUAUCUGUGGUUCCUCAUCACAUUACUUGGAGAAUCAAUAACAAUGGAGAUGUAUCGAGAUAAGUUUGCUUCAAGGCAGCAGAACAUGCUGCACAGCUCCUUCCACAUGGUGUGGGUAGUUGGAUUCUUUUGGUAUGAGUGUAAAGAAGUGUGGAUCGAGGGGCUUCGAAGUUACUUCCUGGACUGGUGGAACUGCUUGGACGUAAUGGUGCUCAGCAUGUACCUGGCAUCAUUUGCAUUACGUGUGCUCAUCAUGCUCAAAGGAUACGUUCUCUGCAAUGACCAAAGCGGUGGAGAGGAGUGUAUCUACUUCACCCAAACAUUGCGGGAAAACUGGCAUCAGGAGGAUCCCCAGCUGAUCGCAGAGGUGUUGUUUGCUGUGACAAGCAUGCUGAGCUUCACACGGCUGGCGUACAUCCUUCCGGCUCACGAGUCCCUGGGAACUCUGCAGAUAUCCAUUGGAAAGAUGAUUGAUGAUAUGAUGAGGUUCAUGUUUAUAUUGAUGAUCAUUGGGACAGCCUUCCUCUGUGGGAUCAACAACAUCUAUGUCCCUUAUGUCGUCUCUCCACAUCUGGGCAGGUUUAAUGAGACGUUCCACUUCUUAUUCUGGACCAUGUUUGGUGUUGCCAACCAGGACUACGUGGACAUGCCUGAGUUUGUUUUGGCUGAGUUUGUUGGCAGGAUUCUGUACGGCAUCUUCACGCUCGUCAUCGUCAUCGUCCUGCUCAACAUGCUCAUUGCUAUGAUCACCAACUCCUUUCAGAAAAUUGAGGAUGAUGCCGAUGUUGAGUGGAAAUUUGCCAGAUCAAAGUUAUACCUCAGUUACUUCAGAGAUGGCCUCACCAUGCCUGUGCCCUUCAACAUCAUCCCCUCACCCAAAGCUGUCUUUUACAUAUUAAGGGGAAUCUUUAGGCGAAUCUGUUGCUGCUGCACUUGUAGUUCUGAGGAUAAAUAUCCCCCUAUAGCCUCCAUGACUAUAGAUAAGGCAUCUGAACAAAGUCAGUCACCUUACCGGCAGCAGGUGAUCAGAGCUCUGGUUCAGCGCUACAUUGAGUCAGCCCGGAAAGAGUUUGAAGAAACCAAGAGGAAAGACAUCGGUAAUCGGAUCACUGAGCUUAGUAAAGCAGUCUCCAGGAUGCACAAUGACAUGAAAGUCAUCCAGCAGCUUGUCAUAGAUGAUGGACACACUGUAAGCGAUGCUCUGAACAGGGAGGGCUCCUCCAUACUAGGGAAAUACAUCAUUGGUGCCAAGAAUAAUUUUAGAGGUUUUAACAGCAGACAGGAUGAUAAAAAUACAUCUCUCAAAGUGACCGUGCACCAAGGAGAGGAAGAGGUGGAUAAAGAAAAGGUUGACUCAGAUACUAAACAGGAGUCUGAUAUUAAUCAGAACCAGACGAGUGAAUGUGGAGCAGACAUGUCGAAGCCGGUAACAGACUGUGAUGUGGUGAAAAUGGAAGAAGGCAGAGUUGAAACGGAGCCACAAGAGGAAAGGCAAAGUGAGACAAUAGAGCAGGCAGGAUCAGACAAAAAUAAAAAUUGUGACAUUAAGGUAAAAGAAGGGGUGAUGGAGAGGACAAGUUUAAAUAAUACAGAGGGGAAUGAAAAUGAGGCCAUGCAGAAUGAGGAAGAAAAAAAAAAGGAAGAAGAAACACUCACAGGGGCAAAGGAGGGCCACAUGGAAACAGAGCUGCAAGAAAAAAAGGUGGAGACAAAAUGGAUGAUGGGUAGAAAGUUUGAGUAUAAUGUGCCUGAAAUUUCUGGUGUCAGGGAGGGAAAAGAAAAAACUGGAACAAAGAAAACAAUCCCCUCACCUACAGGGAGCAGCAGCUCACAGGACACGGGCUUUGGUUCCCAGGAAGGAGAGGGGUCAAUCGAUGGGAUACUAGUGAGUCCAUAA